UCCUUCUACAAUAUAUAUGAAUACAUAUAUAUUGUGUAUAGUCAUUAUUCUGGAUAUAUAUAUCCAGAAUAAUGACUACAUACACAUUAAUGUUUGCCGAAGUGGCAGCGACUCUCUGCACUGAGCAGAUGUGAUCUCAUAUAUACUCACAGCAAACCUUUAAGACACAUGAACCAUUACUUGUCUCAUUGUACAAAAGAGGGAAUUGUUCAAAGUCAUUGUGCAGGAUUUGAAUCAAACAGGGCUGGCUUCCUCGUCCAUGUGCUUAAUUAAUCAAUAUACUAUAAGGCCUGUGUUUGCUAAAAUAAAACAAAAUAUUUUCAGUAGUUUUAUGGGUUGUGAGAGGCUCAUUGCUAUCUCAUACUUUCCCACUUCUUCCAAAGUUUCUCCAAUAAUGAUGCUUUCUUAUUAUUAUAAAUGACCUUAAUAAUAGUGAUUUUUAAAACUCCUCAAGUUCAUUUUGAGUAGCCACACUUCUUGUUUUGGGAUUAUCUGCAACUCCUUUCUCUCCUCACACGCCCUGGAGAGAUUCUGAUUCCUCUUCUGACUUGUGCGCGRGCUCUCCCGGUGUUCCACCCACCCUACCCUGAUCCCCACUCUUGAGCCACACUCCUUUCUCCCUGCUCCUGAGUCGGGGCAAACAGCUCCAAGGUGCAGUUUCCCGGCCUUCAAAGGCCGCAGGACCAGUCUUCCGGACCCUCCWGGGUGCUGCCUCUAAGUGGCUUGCAGGCCCCUAGCGGCAGGCAAGUUCUGGCCACCGACGCUGGCCAAGGCAGGCACUCACCCGGGAACGCAGCGACUUCCCGGGAGAGAGGCCCUGGCGGGGAAAUCCCCUGGGGCUUGCAGGACUGACUGCCCACAAGGUCCGCGAGGCCAGGGGCCACUAGGGUGUAGGGUUCAGGUCCCGGGACCCAUGCCCCUUGGGGAUCGCGCGCGGAACUUGGGAGGCACCAGCCCGCCUGGCUGACCAUCCUUGAUUAGAUUAGGGCAGUUGCUGAAAACGAUGAUGAUUUCAAGUUGACUCAGAACUGGCCCUUGAGAAAAUGGAGUGUUAAUUUAAAAGUUGUCGGGGUCAACAUUCUCAGCCUGCGAUCUUGGAGGAAGUAAUGGUGGAGUGACCAUAUUUUAAACGGGUGAUCUGGAGAGUUCAUUACGACUCUGGUUGGGAGCAAGGGACCGGGGAGCUGUUCGGGUGGUUCGUGGGAACCACAGUCUCGCUUCCGGGGAGCUUGGGCAAGGGUCGCGGGUCUGCAGCGCGGUGACCCCUCGAGAGGAAUGAGCAGGUUUUCCAGGUCACUGGGGGAAACGUGCGACUAGAGCCUGCGUGGCGGAUGGGAGACCUUCGCACGCACUUACACAGCCCCGCAGCGGGUUUUUAUGCCUAAAAUGAGCCCUUCGUUUCCCAGGUCCGCUUGGGGACRAAUCGGUCAAACCCCCCAAUCCGCUUCCUUAUGUGGCCAAUAAAAGGGUGCUUACAGAGUUCGCGGGGAAAACACAGGCGAGUACCUCCCGUGUUCUGACUUUUGAAAACCCGACUCCGGGGAAUCGUCGCAUCAUUAAUUGCAAGUUUCAGUGUCCGAUCAAGUCGCGGGGGGUACGCAGAUGACUUGGUUUUGUAAACUCUUUACCGCGCUCKCCCCAAGUCUCCUGAUCCAGCGCGGAAAGUUGGGCCCAACUGGGGUGGGGAGGGUCCCCAGUCCCAGGCGACGCGCGCGCGGGGCUUCUGCCCAGUUUCCUGCCUCGCAGCCGAAGUGUCCGCCCCGGCCSGAGAAGUAGUUUGUGCAAUUUAGAAACUCGAUAGGAGGCAGCAGCUGAUCUCCCACCACCCUAAAAAUAAUCUGCUGCGGCGCACUGCGUGCUUCGGCUAGGGGAGGAAAGCUCUGUCAUCUGAAUGAGAGUUCUGUGUCCUGGUUUGAAAUUUACAUCUUAAGACAGUGUAGGAAGUUCCUGUUUGGAAGGUAGUACAAGUGCAUCCAUAGGGGUUUGAAGCACCGUCAAGCCCAAGGAAAAAUAUUUUUUGUGCCCAAGAUUAAGUCAAUUGUCCAUGAAAGGAAAGAGAGAAAAGAAUAAGUCAUAUAAGAAGAAAUGAGUCUUUCAUUUUGUGGUAACAACAUUUCCUCAUAUAAUAUCUAUGAUGGUGUAUUACAAAAUCCCUGCUUUGUGGAUGCCCUCAACCUGGUCCCUCAUGUGUUCCUGUUGUUUAUCACUUUUCCAAUAUUGUUUAUUGGGUGGGGGAGCCAAAGCUCAAAAGUGCAAAUUCAUCACAACACAUGGCUUCAUUUUCCUGGGCAUAACCUGAGAUGGAUUCUUACUUUUGCUCUCCUGUUUGUGCAUGUUUGUGAAAUAGCAGAAGGCAUCGUUUCAGAUUCACGACGAGAGUCCAGGCAUCUCCACCUCUUCAUGCCUGCAGUAAUGGGAUUCGUCGCCACUACGACAUCAAUAGUGUAUUAUCAUAACAUUGAAACAUCAAAUUUCCCUAAACUACUUUUAGCCUUAUUCCUGUAUUGGGUAAUGGCCUUUAUUACAAAAACAAUAAAAUUGGUCAAGUAUUGGCAGUCUGGGUGGGGAGUAUCAGACCUGCGUUUCUGCAUCACUGGCAUGAUGGUCAUCUUGAAUGGGCUUCUGAUGGCUGUGGAGAUCAAUGUCAUUCGGGUCAGAAGGUAUGUAUUCUUCAUGAACCCUCAGAAAGUCAAGCCUCCUGAAGACCUCCAGGAUCUGGGUGUGAGAUUUCUUCAGCCAUUUGUGAAUUUGCUAUCAAAAGCGACAUACUGGUGGAUGAACACCCUUAUCAUAUCUGCACAUAAAAAGCCUAUUGAUCUGAAGGCCAUUGGAAAAUUGCCAAUAGCAAUGAGGGCAGUAACAAAUUAUGUUUGCCUGAAAGAUGCAUAUGAAGAACAAAAGAAGAAAGUAGCAGAUCAUCCAAAUCGAACUCCAUCUAUAUGGCUUGCAAUGUACAGAGCUUUUGGGCGGCCAAUUCUACUGAGUAGCACGUUUCGUUAUCUGGCUGAUCUGCUGGGUUUUGCUGGACCUCUCUGUAUUUCUGGAAUAGUACAGCGUGUGAAUGAAACUCAGAAUAUGACAAAUAACACAACAGGUAUUUCAGAAACCCUCUCAUCAAAAGAAUUUCUUGAAAAUGCUUAUGUUCUAGCAGUUCUUCUCUUCUUGGCCCUUAUUCUGCAAAGGACAUUUCUUCAGGCUUCCUACUAUGUGACCAUAGAGACAGGCAUUAAUCUUCGUGGAGCUCUGCUGGCCAUGAUAUACAAUAAAAUCCUUAGGCUGUCUACAUCUAACUUAUCCAUGGGUGAGAUGACUCUGGGACAGAUCAAUAACUUGGUUGCUAUCGAAACCAAUCAACUCAUGUGGUUCUUAUUCCUGUGUCCCAACCUAUGGGCUAUGCCUGUCCAGAUCAUAAUGGGAGUGAUCCUGCUCUAUAAUUUACUUGGAUCAAGUGCAUUGGUUGGUGCAGCUGUCAUUGUGCUGCUUGCGCCAAUUCAGUACUUCAUCGCUACAAAGUUGGCAGAGGCUCAGAAGAGCACUCUUGAUUAUUCCACUGAAAGACUCAAGAAAACGAAUGAAAUAAUGAAAGGCAUCAAGCUUCUCAAGUUGUAUGCCUGGGAACACAUCUUCUGCAAAAGUGUGGAAGAAACAAGAAUGAAAGAAUUGUCUAGUCUCAAAACCUUUGCACUUUAUACAUCACUCUCCAUCUUCAUGAAUGCAGCAAUUCCCAUAGCAGCUGUUCUUGCUACAUUUGUGACCCAUGCAUACGCCAGUGGGAACAACCUAAAACCUGCAGAGGCCUUUGCUUCACUGUCUCUCUUUCAUAUCCUUGUCACACCACUAUUCCUGCUCUCCACUGUGGUCAGAUUUGCAGUCAAAGCCAUCAUAAGUGUUCAAAAGCUGAAUGAGUUUCUCUUGAGUGAUGAGAUUGGUGACGACAGCUGGCGGACCGGCGAAAGUUCUUUGCCUUUUGAGUCCUGUAAGAAACAUACCACAGUGCAGCCAAAAACUAUAAACAGGAAGCAGCCUGGGAGAUACCACCUGGACAGCUAUGAGCAAUCAACAAGAAGACUUCGUCCUGCAGAGACAGAGGAUAUUGCAAUAAAGGUCACAAAUGGAUACUUUUCAUGGGGCAGUGGUUUAGCUACAUUAUCCAAUAUAGACAUUCGAAUUCCAACAGGUCAGUUAACCAUGAUUGUGGGUCAAGUAGGAUGUGGGAAGUCCUCUCUCCUCCUCGCCAUCCUUGGUGAGAUGCAGGCCUUGGAAGGGAAAGUGCACUGGAGCAAUGUAAAUGAAUCUGAGCCUUCUUUUGAAGCAACCAGAAGUAGGAACAGGUAUUCUGUAGCUUAUGCAGCACAAAAGCCUUGGUUAUUAAAUGCUACAGUAGAAGAAAAUAUUACCUUUGGAAGUCCUUUCAACAAACAGAGGUACAAAGCUGUCACGGAUGCCUGUUCUCUUCAGCCAGAUAUUGACUUAUUACCAUUUGGAGACCAAACUGAAAUUGGAGAGAGGGGCAUCAACCUGAGUGGGGGGCAGAGGCAAAGAAUCUGUGUGGCACGAGCUCUCUAUCAAAACACCAACAUUGUCUUCUUGGAUGACCCAUUUUCUGCCCUGGACAUUCACUUGAGUGAUCACUUAAUGCAGGAAGGGAUUUUGAAAUUUCUCCAAGAUGACAAAAGGACACUUGUUCUCGUGACUCACAAAUUACAAUACCUGACACAUGCUGACUGGAUCAUAGCCAUGAAGGAUGGCAGUGUGCUGAGAGAAGGAACUUUGAAAGACAUUCAGACCAAAGAUGUUGAGCUUUAUGAGCACUGGAAAACACUUAUGAAUCGGCAAGAUCAAGAAUUAGAAAAGGAUAUGGAAACUGACCAGACCACUUUAGAGAGGAAAACUCUCCGAAGAGCCAUGUACUCAAGAGAGGCUAAAGCCCAAAUGGAGGAUGAAGACGAAGAGGAAGAAGAGGAGGAAGAUGAGGAUGAUAACAUGUCUACUGUAAUGAGGCUCAGAACGAAAAUGCCAUGGAAAACCUGUUGGUGGUACCUCACUUCUGGAGGAUUCUUCUUACUCUGCCUGAUGAUUUUCUCUAAGCUUUUGAAGCAUUCAGUUAUUGUGGCUAUAGACUAUUGGCUGGCUACAUGGACAUCUGAGUAUAAUAUAAACAAUACUGGAAAAGCUGACCAGACCUACUAUGUGGCUGGAUUUAGCAUACUUUGUGGAGCAGGUAUUUUCCUUUGCCUGGUUACAUCUCUCACUGUAGAAUGGAUGGGUCUCACAGCUGCCAAAAAUCUUCACCACAAUCUUCUCAAUAAGAUAAUUCUUGGACCAAUAAGGUUCUUUGAUACCACUCCCCUGGGGCUAAUUCUCAAUCGAUUCUCAGCUGAUACUAAUAUCAUCGACCAGCAUAUCCCUCCAACUCUGGAAUCUCUAACUCGCUCAACACUGCUUUGCCUGUCUGCCAUUGGGAUGAUCUCCUAUGCCACUCCCGUGUUCCUUGUUGCUCUUGUGCCUCUUGGAGUUGCCUUUUAUUUCAUCCAGAAAUAUUUCCGAGUUGCCUCUAAGGACCUCCAGGAACUUGAUGACAGUACCCAGCUCCCUCUGCUCUGCCACUUCUCAGAAACCGCUGAAGGACUCACUACCAUACGGGCCUUUAGGCAUGAAACCAGAUUUAAGCAACGUAUGCUGGAACUGACGGACACAAACAACAUUGCCUACUUAUUUCUCUCAGCUGCCAACAGAUGGCUGGAGGUCAGGACGGAUUACCUGGGAGCUUGCAUUGUCCUUACUGCAUCUAUUGCUUCCAUUAGUGGGUCGUCCAAUUCUGGAUUGGUGGGCUUGGGUCUCCUCUAUGCACUUACGAUUACCAAUUAUUUGAACUGGGUUGUGAGGAAUUUGGCUGACCUAGAGGUGCAGAUGGGUGCAGUCAAGAAAGUGAACAGCUUCUUGAGUAUGGAGUCUGAGAACUAUGAAGGCACCAUGGAUCCUUCUCAGGUUCCAGAACAUUGGCCACAGGAAGGAGAGAUCAAGAUUCAUGAUCUGUGUGUCAGAUAUGAAAACAAUCUGAAGCCUGUUCUUAAACAUGUCAAGGCUUACAUCAAACCUGGGCAAAAGGUGGGCAUCUGUGGUCGCACGGGCAGCGGAAAGUCUUCCUUAUCUCUGGCUUUCUUCAGAAUGGUUGACAUAUUUGAUGGAAAGAUUGUCAUCGAUGGGAUAGACAUUUCUAAACUGCCACUGCAUACGCUACGUUCUAGGCUUUCUAUCAUUCUGCAGGAUCCAAUACUAUUCAGUGGUUCUAUUAGGUUUAAUUUAGAUCCAGAGUGCAAAUGCACAGAUGACAGACUCUGGGAGGCUCUAGAAAUUGCCCAGCUGAAGAAUAUGGUCAAAUCUCUACCAGGAGGUCUAGAUGCAGUUGUCACUGAAGGUGGGGAGAACUUUAGCGUUGGACAGAGACAGCUGUUUUGCCUGGCUAGAGCCUUUGUCCGAAAGAGCAGCAUUCUCAUUAUGGACGAAGCAACGGCUUCCAUUGACAUGGCGACAGAAAAUAUCUUGCAGAAAGUCGUGAUGACAGCCUUUGCAGACCGCACUGUUGUCACCAUAGCUCAUCGGGUUCACACCAUUCUGACGGCAGAUCUGGUUAUUGUGAUGAAGAGAGGAAAUAUUUUGGAAUAUGACACUCCAGAAAGCCUCUUGGCCCGGGAAGAUGGAGUAUUUGCUUCUUUUGUUCGUGCAGACAUGUGAAGAAGGGGUGUCUAAAAAUGAUAUGUGUGUAUUAAACAAGGCAGUUAUGACCUACUUGACCUUUGUAGAGUGGCACCUUAAAUUUUUACAAACUUCUGUACAAGAAAAGAAGCUGACAUUCCUUUUUCCUGUUUUUUUUUUUUUUUUUGCCUAAUAGUUUUUCAAGGUAUCACCACUAAAUAUGUUCAUUACUGUAUUGUCUUCCUGAUGGCAAGCCACUAUAUCUUUAGGAAUAACAGGGUGUAUUAAAACAUAUAAGCUACUUUAAAUGGUAAAUCAACAGCUUACGUUUUCUCAUAGCUUUAAGUCUGGUAAAUAACUUUCAAGCAUAGAUGUUGCAAUGAGUAGUCAGUAUUAUUACACUCUUCCUUGUAACACAUUUUCCUUGUUGGAAUCUCCAAAUGUUAUUCUAAUAGAAUAAAGGAAGGAUGUGUUUUCUAAUGAAACACUCAAAUUCAUAAUCUACUUUAUGAGAAUAUUUUGUGUUCAUUAACAUACUGAUGCUGUUUUAACAGUCUCUUUUUUCCCCCUCUAAAUAGUGUCACCAAGAAGUUAUCACAUGUAUAAUAGUUCCAUGAAGCCAAUGCCUGAAAUGGAAAGAUCAUGAAAAGAAAAACAUAUUUGAAAAAUUAUGCUCAUUUCUACUCUUCUUUGUCCAGUAAUGAGAGAAUUCUUAAGGGCUCAGGCAUAACAUGCCUUUCCCAGACUGAAGUUCAAAGAGUGAUUAGGGUCAAUCCUUUAAUGGGAGGCCAAAUAUGCUUUUGAGGGAGUAAUUCUUCAUUAGUUGUGGUUAUGACCUGAAACCUAAAAUUCUUUGUGAUUCAAAGGAACACAGGCCUUUGGCCUUUCUUCUUUUACACCUGUGCCAUACCUUAACCAUAUGCUAAUCAUGGCCAGUGAACAUUCCUUUAAGAUACCAGUAUUCCCUGUGAAACAGUUUGAUAUCAGGGUGGAAAUAUCUCACACUUUGAAGUUUUACAUAUAUAACAAGUUAUCUAUUUCUAGUUGGAAGAUUUACCUCUGGACAUUUGUGCCACACAUGUAUCUAUUGUUCCUGCUCUAAUUUUAAUGUGUAUGUAAAGAAUACAUUAAAAAUUGAUAGGCUAUGGUUGGUUUUGCUUAAAUUGAAAUUUUAAAAUUUAAAUUACUGAAAGUUUCCAUCACUGUUAUGCUCACAACAUAGUUUAUAUGGAAUUCUGUACCCAUUCCAUAUAAACAUUAUUGAUUUUCAUAGGAUCCACAUACAAUGUAAGAUCUUGAAAACUUCUAAUUGACAGGCAAAGAAAUUGUGCUCUCUCUCCAUAGUUCUUGUGUUCAGUUUAUUGCAUUGUCUAUUAACUCUUUAAAAAAUUUUGUAUCAGAAUAUGUGUAUCAGAAUAUAUACACAUAUACAGAAUAUCACGAUACUUUUACCCAAAUAUAGAAUCCUAAUGUUGUAAAAAAAAUAUCUUCUACAAGGAUGGAUAAAAAUGGUCCAUGAGAAGCUUAAAUUGCUUCUCAUUGUUGUAUACAUAAAACUAAAUUGGAAAAAAAAUUAUUGUUUUCCAAAGCUACACAAAACAGAAUUGGUACCCCUAAAUAAAUUCUCGAAAAUAUUUUCUAACAUUUUAACCAAUCUCCUAAAAUAUUGCUGGCAUGACAAUGUUUUGUGGAGAUUAAUAUGCAUUAUGCUUAUUACCAAGUUAUACCUCAUUGUCACAGAGGAGUAUAUUUUCACUAUAGAAAUAAUCCCUUUUGAUACUUGUGGAUUAUACUCUUAAAUGCUGCCAGGUCAGUGGCAGAAAAUAUCAUUACACUAAACUGAGAAUCAUAGUUCCAUUUUUAUACCAAAGUGGCUUUUGGUCCCCUCCCUCAUCACUUUUACUUAAAUUUAGUAAAUGUUUAAUUGUUUACAAAACUAAAUUGACUGAAAAAAGUAAAGAAUGAUGCUUUCAAUCAAUCAUUUAUGAUAUCAUGUAUUAUCUACUGACUAUAAAAAUGACUUAUCUUGAAAUAAUUUUUGCUAUAGGAAUACAUAUUUGUAAAACAUGACCUGCUUGACCUUAUUAAUUUUUUUACAUUUAUGGCUUUUACAUUUGACUAACCAAAUCAAUUUUAGGAAUGUUAAUUCCUUAAUGUUUGAAAAAGCAAUAAAUUCACAAAACCUUGUAUUUACAUAACAACAAGGUAACUGUUGUCAUUGAAAAGAAAUUUCUCUUAAAGGAUUGUGUAUGGCCCACUUUUAUAAUAUUAUUCAUGACCCAUUCAGCUCUAGAUUAGAUACUAGAUAA
This is a messenger RNA of Urocitellus parryii (Arctic ground squirrel), 9005 nucleotides long. It is a transcript of the gene Abcc9, whose product is annotated as ATP binding cassette subfamily C member 9. Gene Ontology annotation, molecular function: ATP binding; ABC-type transporter activity; ATP hydrolysis activity. Gene Ontology annotation, cellular component: membrane. The record is from RefSeq and is a predicted model, not a curated record. Lineage: Eukaryota; Metazoa; Chordata; Mammalia; Rodentia; Sciuridae. Gene Ontology annotation, biological process: potassium ion transport; transmembrane transport.